GGACGCUCAGACCGAAGGAAGGCAGGAAGGCUUGAGGGAGAACCUUGAGGACAUGCUGCGUCUCCUGCAAACUUCUCAGCAAGCAAAGCGCGGCGGAGCUGGAAGGACAGCGGAGAGGAUGAGGAUGUAAAGAGGAGCAGAGCAAAGAUCACAGGAGAGCCCUUCACUCCUAUUGAUCCUGCAUCGAGGAGCCCUGCUGUAACGAUGCGGGCAGCUCUAACCUUGCUGACCAUUUUCCUCAGCUGGGACUUCCUGUCGGCUCAGUCCAAAUCAGACCGAAUAAAUAACACCAACGUUCAGACCGGUGGAACUGGGCUGAAGACCAGGAAGCAGCCGCACAUCAUCUUCAUCCUGAUUGACGAUCAAGGCUUCAAUGACAUUGGUUACCACAACCCCACCAUCAAGACCCCAACCCUGGACAAACUGGCAGCAGAGGGGGUGAUACUGGAAAACUACUAUGUUCAACCCAUCUGUACUCCAUCACGAAGCCAACUCAUCACUGGCAGAUAUCAGAUCCACACAGGAUUACAGCACUCUAUUAUCAGACCCAGGCAGCCGAGCUGUUUGCCCUCAAACAUGGACACCCUGCCUGAGAGGCUCCGCGAGGCUGGCUACGCCACACACAUGGUCGGGAAGUGGCACCUGGGCUUCUACAGGAAAGCCUGUCUGCCCACCAGGAAAGGUUUUGACACUUUCUUCGGUUCCUUAACGGGAAGCGUGGAUUAUUACAGUUACAGAUCUUGUGACGGCCCUGGUUUGUGUGGCUACGACCUCCAUGAUAAUGAGAACGUAGCAUGGGGCCGGGAAGGAAAAUACUCCACGACGCUGUUCACCCAGAGAGCCCGAAAGAUCCUGGAGAGUCACAGCCUGACGGACAGGCCGCUCUUCCUGCUGCUUUCCCUGCAGGCAGUCCACACCCCUCUGCAGCCUCCCAAGUCCUACAUCUAUCCCUACCGGGACAUGGCUAACGUUGCCAGGAGGAAGUUCGCUGCCAUGGUCUCCACGGUGGACGAGGCGGUCCGAAAUGUCACCUACGCCCUCAGAAAGUACGGCUACUACAGGAACAGUGUGAUCAUCUACUCCACUGACAAUGGAGCCCAGCCGUUCACCGGAGGAAGCAACUGGCCGCUACGAGGCAGAAAGGGCACUUAUUGGGAGGGCGGAGUCCGUGGAGUGGCGUUUGUCCACAGCCCACUGCUGAAACGAAGGAGGCGGGUCUCCAAAGCUCUGCUCCACAUCACUGACUGGUUCCCUACACUGGUGGGACUGGCCGGAGGCAACAUAAGCCAGAGCCAGGGCCUGGACGGGUUUGAUGUUUGGCCCACCAUCAGCGAGGGGAAGGAGUCUCCGCGUAGAGAGGUUCUCCACAACAUCGACCCGCUGCACAAACAUCCGACUGAAACCAAGAGCCGGGGUGACCAGCCAGGAAAGAAAGCAGCUGCAGGGGGGCCAUCCAAAGGAAAGGCAUUUAAAAAGCCAAAGAAGAAGAAAAAGGUUUUGAAGCAGAAACCAAAUCAAAAGCCAGAGACCAAGUUAAAGACCACCAAGAAACCUCAGAUCUUCUCUAAUCCUGCUCCAAAGUCUAAAAAAUCAAAACCUGUUCCCAAAGUGGAGCUGAAACCCGGUCCAAAAACAAAACUGGCACCAAAAUCCAAGGCUAAACCCAAAUCCCAACAUCGGACCAAACUCCACAGCAAACCAAAGAUCCAGAGCAGUGGGACUCCGUCAGCAUCGGGUGCUUUCUGGCAUAAAUCUAAGACCAAAUCCAAGAGGACCACCUUACAGGACCACAACCUGUCUCAGUCUAGACCAGCUCAGACCAAAUCAAAGAAACAACUCAAAGUCCAGUUAAAGCCCAAGUCCAAACAGGCAUUGCUCCAGAACCAGUAUGAAACCCCCACACCCAGAACUCAGUCGCUACCUUCUCAAUUAUGGGACCCAUCUGUGCAGGCUGCCAUCAGGGUUGGAGACUGGAAGCUGUUAACAGGAGAUCCGGGUCAUGGAGACUGGGUUCCUCUGCAGAUGCUUCCCACUCUUCCUGGUCGCUGGUGGAACCUUGAACGUUCCUCAUCGCCUCUCUACAAAUCCCCCGCCCACAAAAACAUCUGGCUCUUCAACAUCACCGCCGACCCGUUCGAGAGGCAGGACCUGGCAGAUCAGAGGCCAGACGUUGUCCAGCAGCUGUUAGCCCGACUGGCCUACUACAACCAGACAGCUGUGCCGGUAUACUUCCCUCCGGACGAUCCCCGGGCCAACCCCAGCAGGCACGGAGAGGCCUGGGUACCCUGGGCCGACGAAGAGGAGGAGGAGGGAAAAUAUCAGGGGGUUUAUAAGAAAGGCAGGAGCACCAAGAAGAAGAGGAAGAAGACGACGUGCCGGCUGUGCAAGCUCAAAUCGUUCUUUAUGAAACUGAACACGGGGAUGAUGUCAAACGGUAUCUGAGGCGUCGGACGAUUGUAAUCUAGCGUUUAAAAUCAAUGUCAGAACUUGG
This is a messenger RNA of Cyprinodon variegatus (sheepshead minnow), 2491 nucleotides long. Its product is annotated as arylsulfatase I-like. The record is from RefSeq and is a predicted model, not a curated record. Lineage: Eukaryota; Metazoa; Chordata; Actinopteri; Cyprinodontiformes; Cyprinodontidae. The transcript is spliced from 11 exons. Bases 205 to 2442 code for a protein of 745 amino acids.